GAAUUGAUGGCUUAUAUUACUAUGGUACUACCUUUAUCAAAUCAUAUAGCAUUUUUGCAUUUUCUUUUAUUGAACAACAUAAAAUCUUAGCAUCUUCCUUCUUUAUAUAAUUUAUAGUUUGAGCAUAUUUACNUUAGCAUUCCCAACAACAAUUUCUGUAAAUUAAAUUUGCGGUCAUUAUUCUCCAUUAAAGAGUGAAUCAAGUAAACUCGUUAAGGGUGAUGUAGCCAAAAUGUAAAUGUUAAUAAUAAUGUCAUAGUGAAUUAGGAGUUCAUAUUGAUGGAUAUAUUGCCAUUGCAGCACACACAGUAGUAGUAGGUGAAGAUUAAGUAGAAGGAUAAAAGGCAGAUGUCAUAUUGGCAGCCUAUUAAUCAGUCUAAGCUUUAUUUAGAUCAAUAAAACCAGGAGUCACAAAUACAGCUUUAACUAAAAUUAUUUAAUAAAUAUCAGAUGAUCACAAAUGUACACCAUUAGAGGGUGUUUUAAGUCAUGAAGUUAAGAGACACUUUAUUGAUGGAAAUAAAGUCAUUAUCAAUAGAGAAACACAAGAAUAAAGAGUAGAUGAAGAAGAAAUCUAAGUUAAUGAUGUUAUUGUGUUAGAUGUCUAUAUUACAACAGGAGAUGGAAAAACAAAAGAAGUAUUAAAUCAUUUAAUUAAAUUAGUCUGAAUUAAGAACUACUGUUUACAAAAGAGCUUUGGAUAGAUAAUAUCAAUUAAAGACUAAACAUGGAAGAGCAUUCAUGUAAGAAGUCUAUGAUAAAUACCCAUCUUUAUGUUUCUCAUUAAGAUCAUUUGAAGAUGAAAUUACUGCUAAAUUAGCUGUUUAAGAAUGUGCUAAACAUGAAUUAUUAAACCCAUAUCCAGUUUUAAUCAGUCCAAAUAGUAUUGUAGCAUAAUUCACAAUGACUGUUGCUGUCUUAGCUAAUAGCACACUUUAAGUUUCUGGACUUAAAUUAGAUGAAACCAAAUUUAAACCUGCUCAUGAUCUUAAUGAUGCAACACUUAAAGAGUUAUUGAAAGUAUAUUAUAUAAUUCUAAUUAUUUUAGUUACCCAUGGACAAGGAAUCACAAAAAAAAAGACAUUUAGACUCAAAAUAAAAAGCUUGAUAAUAUAUAUAUCAAUUAAAGUAAUAUAGGU
Molecule: messenger RNA, 1139 nt
Organism: Paramecium primaurelia
Lineage: Eukaryota; Ciliophora; Oligohymenophorea; Peniculida; Parameciidae
Source: the annotation of a GenBank genome assembly